Messenger RNA from Chaetomium globosum CBS 148.51, 1542 nucleotides. RefSeq lists its product as uncharacterized. The record is from RefSeq and is a predicted model, not a curated record. NCBI's taxonomy places the organism in Eukaryota, Fungi, Ascomycota, Sordariomycetes, Sordariales, Chaetomiaceae. Gene Ontology annotation, cellular component: mitochondrion; cytoplasm. Gene Ontology annotation, biological process: phenylalanyl-tRNA aminoacylation. Gene Ontology annotation, molecular function: tRNA binding; ATP binding; phenylalanine-tRNA ligase activity. Bases 1 to 1542 code for a protein of 513 amino acids. The transcript has 6 exons.
AUGAAAGGCAGAAUAUCACAAGCGAAUGGCAGUCCUUAUGAUAUUGAAACAACGCUGGCUGCAACCAAAAAGCUCGACGAACUCAUCGCGAAGAUAAAAGCUGGCUACGUCAGUUUCAAGCCCGCCAAGCCUAUGGAUCUCAGGGGCAGGGCUGAUGUUAGGUUUCGCCGAGAACGCUUCACCCUUCUCUCCGUUCCCAAGUAUUUGUUGGAGACAACCGAGUCCAUUGCUCGUACGAGGCUGGCGCACCUGAGGACCUCGGCGACACUCUGGCUGCCUCUCAAGAACCCUUCGCCCUGGGACGCAUUGGCCAAUCAAGAUCCCAGGGCCGCAGCGAAUGGCACAGAUGCCCGAUCCCGAGUCCUUGGCGAGGAUGCCCCACCCAACUUUUUCGAGCUGCCUCCCGGAGGGACCUCGACCGAGCCCUUCGAGGAGCGAUCCUGUUCCCCACCAUCAGGCCUCCAGGAGCCGCAAGCCGAACUUCAACAUGGUCGGACCACGGGGAAUUGCGAGUGCCCUGUGGCCUCGCCUUGGGAGUCGGUCCAGUAUCGCGCUGCCUGUUCGACGAAGCAAAAGACCACCCUGUGGUCAUCACACGUAAAAUCCAUCGAAUCCGUCUUCCCCCGCCCGACCUACAAGUACUAUAAUGAGUUCGACCCGGUCGUCUCGACGUACGAGAACUUCGACUCGCUGGGCUUCCCCCCGGACCACCCCGGCCGCGCCCGCACCGACACCUACUACAUCAACAAGGACACCCUCCUACGAACCCACACCAGCGCGCACGAGGCCGGAGCUCUUCCGGGCGAGCGCGAGCGGCGGAUGGAGGGUGCGCGCGUGUGGGACCGCACCAAGGUGCCCAACGGGGACCUGGCCGCCGCCGUGCUCGCCGACCUCGACCAGCUCCCCAAGCACAACAUGAAAGUCGAGGACCCCAACCCGCCCUUCCACCCGGAACGCAACCCCCUCCAGGCGGAGCACCACACCCCGGCCGAGGCAGCCGCCGUCGCAGCCCACCUCAAACGCUCCCUCGAGCUCAUGCAGGCGCUGCACGCCAACGCGGGGCGCCCGUCCCAGAUGGGCUGGGCGUUUGGCAUCGGCCUGGAGCGCAUCGCCAUGCUGCUGUUCCGCGUCCCGGAUAUCCGCCUGUUUUGGUCGCGGGAUGAGCGGUUCCUGGCGCAGUUUCAGGGGCUGGAGGAUGCCGGGUUGGAGGGUUUGAGGCUGUUUGUGCCGUUUAGUAAGUACCCGGCUUGUUAUAAGGAUGUGUCGUUUUGGUUGGGGGGUGGUGGUGGUACUGGUGGUGAAGGGGGGGCGGAGUGGCAUGAGAAUGAUUUGAUGGAGGUGGUGAGGGAUGCGGCGGGGGAUUGUGUUGAGGAUGUGAGUCUGGUGGAUGAGUUCACGCAUCCGAAGACGGGCCGGAGGAGUAUGUGUUAUCGGAUCAAUUAUCGGAGUCUGGAGAAGACGUUGACGAACACGGAGACGAAUGAGAUGCAUGAUAGGGUGGUUAAGGGGUUGGUGGGGAGGUUAGGGGUCGAGAUUAGGUAG